UCACACCAUUAUGUUUCCUCCCUUUGACCAUAACAGGAAUCGGUAAAGAAGCUAUCGGGGUGGAGCAGCUUUGCCAACAAAACCAGCCGAUGUAAAAAUGGAGCUUGGUGUCAGUCAGCGAUAGAAAUAUGACCUGUCACCUAUCAGCCAUCACUUCACUCGUUUUGUCGCCUCGCUAACUGACACAGUAAACUGUAGACACCGCCGGGGUAGACUUCGCCUGUAUGGCGGGUCUGUCAUAUUUAGUGCUCCGAUUUUCGGGCUCCGCUGGUCGGACUUAUGGAGUGUUUUGCAAAGGCUUGACAAGGACUUUGUUGAUCUUUUUUGAUCUCGCAUGGCGACUGCGGAUCAGAUUCCCUUAUAUCUACCUCGUCGCUUCCAUGAUGUUUAAUGUCAGGUUACAGGUCCACAUCGAAAUCCACUGAAUCUUCAAUGUACGUGUUUGGGCUUAAAAACAAUAAAUUGUGAGCACCGCCUGUUCAGUGCGAGCUGCCAGGCGAUGUGGAGGAAGAGCACGCGUGAUUCUGCGAACCGGUGUGACGAUGCCACAAAGUGACGCGGCUGGUUGUCGGCGGUCAGCCCUCGUCACACGAGCCCAGUGCCUUUUGCAGGGAGAAGUACGGCAGUGAUGCUUGUAAAAAGGAAAAAGAAAAAGAAAAAGAAGAAAUGAGCCGGGGUGAACAGUGAUGUGUGAGGGUGAAAGUUGGGGGGGGGGGGUCACAUUCACCCUUUAAAACUGUCACCUGUGAUUUAAGGAGCCGCUCGUCACCUUUUUGAAGAUUGUGUCACAUGAAGGGGUUUUUUUUCUUUUUCUUUUCUUUUCAUUUUUUUGUUUUUUCCUGGAUGUCGAGGGCUUUGGCGGGAAACCGGAUGAUUGUUACUGUGGAACUUUGUAGCUUCUCUUUAUUGUCUGACGUGUGUUUAUUAGACACUCGUUGUGAACAUCUCACUUUAAUUAAAAAAAAGUAAAAAAAAAAAAAAAAAAAUACACCGCAUGACACAAACAA
Molecule: messenger RNA, 1007 nt
Organism: Scatophagus argus
Lineage: Eukaryota; Metazoa; Chordata; Actinopteri; Scatophagidae
Product: small integral membrane protein 10-like protein 2A
Exons: 2
Coding region: 225-425 (66 amino acids)
Source: RefSeq, a predicted model, not a curated record